Manihot esculenta (cassava) is the source of this 1993-nucleotide messenger RNA. RefSeq names its product programmed cell death protein 2. The coding region runs from base 672 to 1922 and encodes 416 amino acids. Lineage: Eukaryota; Viridiplantae; Streptophyta; Magnoliopsida; Malpighiales; Euphorbiaceae. The transcript has 13 exons. Gene Ontology annotation, cellular component: cytoplasm. The record is from RefSeq and is a predicted model, not a curated record.
ACUUUAAAAUCUCUCGUCUCUCUGCGACAGCAGUGGUACACGGAGAGGGAAGGAUAAACAGAGCCAUGGUUUCGCAGAAGCUCCAAAAGCGGCUAGCCGCAAGCGUGCUUAAGUGCGGGAAAGUGAUGCGGAAUAUGCUUACAUCAGAAGGGGAAGGUGUGGCUCGAUCCCAACGAAGUCAAUGAAAUUUCCAUGGCUAACUCCCGAUACCUAUCGAUGUCGUUCUUUUACAAAGUGUCUGUAUUUGUGUUAUUAGUGUCUGUCGUUUGGUGCCCUUUCUGAUUGAUGAUUUUGUUGGAUAAAGAGCUUAGUGAGCUCUUGUCGGCGACAUUUCCCACUUCCCAGUCAACGCCUCUCUCCCCCCAUUUCACUGACGAAGCCGGCACCGGCGACUUCUCCUUUCUCUCUUCAGUCGACUCUAAAUCUUCUCUCUUCCCAGUCAGCGAUAUCUCCUUCUCUCUCUAGUGUGGCGACAUCUCCCACUUUCCAGUCUGGAGACAACUCUUCCCUCUCCCCGUCGGCAUCGGCGACAUCUCCUUCUCUCUCCCCAGUCGGUGACAUCUACUCUUUCCAAUUGACGCUUCUCUCCCCCACUUCACUGACGACUGCCGGCGACAACUCCUUUAACUUGAACUCUCUUCAGGAACAAGUAGACCAAAACACCAAGUAAAAUGGAUACUGGCCUGAGUGGAGAUUCUAUGGAAAAGCUUAAGGGGGUAAGAAUUGCUCCUCUUGAUGAUGACGAUGACGAUUUUGAAGGACAAGAAAAUGAAGAAGUACAAGAACCAACUUUUGAAGAAGAAGAAGAUGAUGAUGACUAUGACGAAGAAGAAGAACCAGUAACCCUUGGUUUUGUUGAGAAGCCUAAGCACUUCUGGUCUCUUCUCCGCCAAUUAUUUCCUAGCAAAGCUGGUGGUGUACCGGCAUGGCUGGAUCCAGUUAAUUUACCAUCUGGAAGAUCCUGUGCUUGUGACACAUGUGGAAAUCCUCUGCAAUUUUUGCUUCAGGUAUAUGCACCAAUAUCAGAGAAGGAAUCAACAUUUCAUCGAACAUUAUUUGUAUUUAUGUGCCCCAAAAUGUCAUGUCUUCGUCGUGAUCAACAUGAACAAUGGAAGUGUAGGUCAAAGAACUCAUCUCGAAGAAGUGUGAAGGUCUUUCGUUGUCAAUUGCCUCACCUUAAUCCUUUUUACUCAAGUGAGGCCCCAAAACUCGAUGGAACUGACAUACCUUCUGGAUCUGGAGUUGCACUUUGUAAUUGGUGUGGUACCUGGAAAGGAGAUCAAUUUUGUAGUAGUUGCAAGAAAGCGUGUUACUGCUUGCAACAACAUCAGGCUAUGCACCGUAAAAUUAAUUGUCAGCAACUGAGUCUUUCUUCUCAAUUACAUAACUCUAGCUCCAGUGGUGGAGAAACCACUUCAAUGGAGAUAAUUAAAGCUACUAGCAAUGCUCUUUGGCCAGAGUACGAGAUACUAAAUGAGGAUGAAAGUGAAUUGGAUGCUGAAAUGUCUGAUGAUAAUGCAUAUGAUAAGUUGUUGAUAUCACGGAAGAGAACUGAUGACUCGAUGAUGUCAUUAGUAGACUGUUUCAAGGGGAAUAGCGACAGAAAAUGUUGGGCUUCUUUCCAAGAGCGUAUAGCCAAAGCCCCAGAACAAGUGUUGAGGUAUUGCAGGAAUGCCAAUGCAAGACCCCUUUGGCCCAUGUCUAGUGGCCGACCAUCCAAGGAUGAUAUUCCCAACUGCAGUUAUUGUGGCAGUCCUUCAGACUUUGAAUUUCAGAUCUUGCCCCAGUUGCUUUACUACUUCGGCGUGAAGAAUGACGAUGUAGAUUCCCUUGAUUGGGCAACUAUCGCUGUGUAUACGUGCAGAGCCUCUUGUGAGGCUAGUAUAGCAUACAAACAAGAGUUUGCAUGGGUUCAACUCUGACGACCUUUUGCUUCUGUAGUUAAUCCAAUAGAAUAGAUAUGGGAGAGAGUUUCAUCUACUGUUUUAUUAUU